Aspergillus puulaauensis is the source of this 1641-nucleotide messenger RNA. RefSeq names its product putative MFS alpha-glucoside transporter. Gene Ontology annotation, biological process: carbohydrate transport; transmembrane transport. Gene Ontology annotation, cellular component: membrane. The coding region runs from base 1 to 1641 and encodes 546 amino acids. The transcript has 6 exons. The record is from RefSeq and is a predicted model, not a curated record. Gene Ontology annotation, molecular function: carbohydrate:proton symporter activity. NCBI's taxonomy places the organism in Eukaryota, Fungi, Ascomycota, Eurotiomycetes, Eurotiales, Aspergillaceae.
AUGACAACCCAGCGUGUUGUCCCAUCUGACCGAGAGGUCGCUCAGCUGCAGAGAGCAGAGGGUCAAACAGCGGACCUCGUCCGCCAGGCCCACGAGAGUGAUGAGGCCGAUCGAAAGUUGACAAUCCGGGAGGCCCUGGGAAAAUACAAAAAAGCCGUUUUCUGGGCUAUGUUCCUGUCGACCAGCUUGGUCAUGGAGGGCUACGACCUCGUCAUUAUAACGUCGUUCUACGGGCAAAGCCAGUUCCAAGAACGGUUCGGUGUAUAUGACCCUGCGUCAGAUAAGAAAUUGAUUCCAGCUGCAUGGCAAUCCGGCCUCUCAAACUCGGCCCUCGUUGGCCAGCUUGCAGGCCUCAUCGUCAACGCAAUCUGCCAGGACCGCUUUGGGUGUCGGCCAACUAUGAUGUUCUUUAUGGGGUGGAUGGCAGUGGCGAUAUUUAUUCCGGUCUUUGCUCCAUCGCUUCAAGUCCUGGCCUUUGGGGAGGCAUUCUGCGGUAUAUCAUGGGGCGUAUUUCAGACCCUAUCGACUACGUAUGCGUCCGAAGUCGUGCCUACUAUUCUCAGACCAUACGUCACAGCGUAUGUUUGUAUGUGCUGGGGUGGUGGCAUCCUUCUCUCAUCCGGCGUUGUCCGUGCUGUGGCUGGGCUAGAGGGUGAUAUGGGCUGGCGACUUCCAUUUAUUCUGCAAUGGAUCUGGCCCAUCCCGCUACUUAUCGGGGCCUAUUUUGCGCCAGAGUCUCCCUGGAACUCCGUCCGUCGGGAUAAGCCCGACGAGGCAAGACGCAGUCUAAUGCGACUUUAUCAUAACAUGCCAGAGAGGGAACAACGAGCGGAACAGACCCUGGCGUAUAUCAAAUACACGACAGAGAUGGAAAGGUCUGAAACAGCCAAUGCAAGCUUCCUGGAGUGCUUCAAGGGAACCAAUCUGCGGAGGACUGAGAUCAAUUGCGUCGUUUGGGCCGCCCAGAUACUUUGUGGCAAUGCCAUUCUCGGCUACUCAGUGGUGUUUCUCCAAGCCGCCGGUUUCAGCGAGUUGCAAGCGUUCAAUAUCAACAUUUCACUAUCAGGCUGCUAUAUCGUUGGAGGUAUCAUUUGCUGGUUCCUCUUCCCACAUGUUGGGAGAGCGACGAUCUACAUGACCGGCUUGACUUUCAUGUUCUUCUGUCUUGUCACCAUCGGAGGUCUCUCCUGGGGUCCCGGGAAGGACGCACAGCUAGCGAUUGGAAUCAUCUUGGUUAUAUCCACACUAUGCAAUAUGAUUGCAAUCGGACCGACAUGCUACCCCAUUGUGGCGGAAACACCAUCUGGACGACUGAGGUACAAGACAAUCACUAUCGGGCGGUUCGUAUACAAUCUGACCAGCAUAUUCUCCAACUCCGUCACGCCUCGCAUGCUUUCAUCUACAUCGUGGAAUUGGGGAGCCAAGGCGGCCUUCUUCUACGCGGGCACCAAUUUACUCUGCAAUAUAUGGUGUUGGUUCCGACUGCCCGAAACUAAGGACCGGACCUUUGGAGAAAUCGACUUGCUCUUUACUCAUCGUGUACCGGCAAGGAAGUUCAAGUCUACUCAUGUUGACCAAUUCGCGCAUGGCGGAGACUACUUAUCCAAGGAGGAAGUUGAGCACCGGGAGAAUGUGGAGUGA